CAUCGGCCCACCACUCUCCGCAUAUAAAAGGGAUGCGAUAAGGAAGGCGAAACUAGACUCGCCUUUUUCACGGCGCAUUUCCCACUCCACCCAUCCCCAUCGCGUAGUGGAGCCAGAGAGAAACCACACUCCAAAACCCACACCGUUCCCCAUGGAGAAGGGCGACCAAACCCUCGCCAACCGCCCCGCCGCCGCCGUCGACGGCGAGAAGGCCAUGGUCACCGGAGGCGCAGUCGGGGGCGACUUCACCGCCACCGCCAACGGUCAUCCCAUCAAGUCCUACGCCGACGUGGCAGCCGAGAAGACCAUUCCCAACGGCAACGGCAGCGUCGCGGAGGAUGAGGUCGCCGUCACCGCCGCCGAGAACCCCGUCAAGUCCUACGCCGCCGUCGUCGCCGAGAAGACCGAACACACCGGCAGCGUCGCAGAGGACGAGGUCAUCGUCAACGGCGCCGAGAACCCCGCCAAGUCCUACGCCGCCGUCGUCGCCGAGAAGACAGAACACACCGGCAGCGUCGCAGAGGACGAGGUCAUCGUCAACGGCGACGAGAACCCCACCAAAUCCUACGCCCCAGUUGCCGCCAAGAAGACCGUGCCCGACGGCAGCGUUGCAGGGGAUGAGAUCACCGUCAUCGCCUCCGACUCCGACUGCGUGAACCCCACCAAGUCCUACGCUGACGUCGCCGCCAACGCUGAGAUCUGGGACCUCCGCACCGCCACCCGCGCAGUGGAGGAGAGGCUCGCCGCUGCCGACCGUGAGUACAAGGGGUUCUCCUCGAAGACCGACAGCUUGAACGGGAGCGUCUCUCAGGCUAGGGGAAACUUGGUCAAGCUCGAGUCCGAGGUCGCUUCUUCCGACGCGAAGGUGGCCGCGCUGCGGGAGGAGCUCAAGGAACUGGAGGAACUCUUCAAAGCAGAGAAGGAUAAAAGAAAGGCGGACACGCUCAACUCCGAGCAGCUCGACGGCAAGGUGAACUCCUUGCGCCAGGUGAGGCCCUGGCUCCAGGAGGAGAUCGAUGCCCUGAGGAAGAAGGCCGCUGAAGCCGCCGCUGGCCCUGCCGUGGAGGAGGAGAGCGUGGUUCCUCCGUCGACUGGGGAACGGGUCGCGGUGAAGGCUGGAGCCGUGGCCGUCGGGGCCGCCGUUGCAGCCGCUGCCGUGCUGAUCUGCCUCCGUCUCAAGAGGUAAACUGGUGAUCUGAUGCACAGGAAGUUUUGAUCUGCCGCAACAGCUUAUGGAAGAUUUGAUGAGUUUUUUUGUGUUGAUGAUGGUAGAGUACUGGACUGAGAAUAGUAUGACUUCUAUGAACUUGUUGUUGCUUAAUAGCCUACCAAAACAUAGGGAUCUGGGGAUUUUUUUUAUGUUCCAUCACUGUUUUUCGUUUUAGCAUUCUACGUAUGACGUGGUGACACCAAAUGUCUAAACAUUUUGUGAUGCGUAACUGAGAAACGCCGUAUGGUUCUUGGCGGUUAUGCCAUUUUCUC
Oryza brachyantha (malo sina) is the source of this 1482-nucleotide messenger RNA. RefSeq lists its product as uncharacterized. The record is from RefSeq and is a predicted model, not a curated record. The coding region runs from base 152 to 1186 and encodes 344 amino acids. NCBI's taxonomy places the organism in Eukaryota, Viridiplantae, Streptophyta, Magnoliopsida, Poales, Poaceae. The transcript has a single exon.